AUGUCUAGUCGGAAGAAGCCUUUAUCGGAGCAGUUAGCGGAGCUGCUAACCCCCGCGCCCACCGCGGGCCACGAGGAUCCUGAAGACGCGCAGGGGUUCGGCGCAGAGGCGCGCGCGAUCUUUGGCGGAGAUGAGUCGGCGGAGACGGCGGAAGGAUGGGGCGCGGCGGAAGCCGGAGUCGUGCGCCAGGGGGAGGAUGGCGCAGGGCGGAAACGCGGGGAGCGCAGGUCCACGGUCAAGGAGAAGGGGCUAAGCUUGCGCGGGAAUUUGGUAAUGGAGGGGCGGGAAUAUGGGGGGAAUAAGAGCAGCAGAUCGGCUCUAUUUGAUGGGUGGGCGGAUGACGUGGAGGAUGACGUGGCGGAUGAUGAUGAUGACGCGGAGGAUGACGACAUGGAGGAUGAUGUGGAUGAGAGAAUGCAGAAGGGAGGUGAUGCGGGGAGGGAUGACGAUCAAGAGGGGGAGGAAGGGAAUGAGGAGGAGGAGGGGGAGGACAGCCCAAACGAGGAUGAGGAUAACGAGGAUGGCACUAGCGAGGAUGAUUAUAGCGAGGAUGUCGAGGAGGAGGUGCUACAAGGGAGCGAGGAAGAGCUGGAGGGCUCUGAUCUGUCCCCGAGGGACGUUAGAUGCGCGCGAGGCCCGAGACGGCGAGGAUGGCGGAGAUUGACGGCCAUUUUUAUCGGGACCCGGCAUGAGGAGGAGGAUGAGCGGGGAGUUGAGGGGAGCUCGGGGAGAGAACGCGGGGAGGAGCACGAGGGAAGGGGGAACGAGGAGGGCGGUUUCGAAGCGCAGAACCGUGGAGGUGGAGAAUUGCCUUUGGACGAGCGUGAUUAUAGCGGUGCUGAUUCCGCGGCUCUGAAUGAUUCGCACAGUAGAGAGUCACAAGGGUUCUGGCACUCGGCACAUAACCAUCCACAUGGCGCGUCCCCAUUGGAUCAGGUCGUGGUGGACACGUCAGCAGCACCCUCCGUGUCAUUUAGCGACGCACUCAUGAAAGAAGUCCUUCCCAGAAGCUUCCCGGAUGGGAGCGACGGGGAGGGGGAGCUGUGGAGGAAAGGGGAUGGCCUGAAAAAGGGUUUUAGAAGGGUGGGUCGGCGGAUUAUUCGGGCUGUGAAGAAGCGGCCUGUGCUCAUGAGACGACUGGCAGCUGUGGUGCUCCUUUCUGGUCCCUUCCCUUUCGCCCGUCUCUUCUACCCUCCCGUCUUUCACCCCCUUUCAGUCAAGGCCCCUCCAUUCCCAAACCCCUCAACCCUCCCCAUCCCUCUUAUGGAGCCCAUCCUUCACCCACUCCGUUCCUCCUCCCUCUAA
Closterium sp. Naga37s-1 is the source of this 1305-nucleotide messenger RNA. NCBI's taxonomy places the organism in Eukaryota, Viridiplantae, Streptophyta, Zygnematophyceae, Desmidiales, Closteriaceae. The record is from the annotation of a GenBank genome assembly.